Opisthocomus hoazin is the source of this 1056-nucleotide messenger RNA. The record is from RefSeq and is a predicted model, not a curated record. NCBI's taxonomy places the organism in Eukaryota, Metazoa, Chordata, Aves, Opisthocomiformes, Opisthocomidae.
AUGCCGCAGGAGGAGGUGCUCUGCAGAAACACUCGAGGGAACAUAUCUUGGGAGGCAGGACUCGGGGAGAAGCGGCUUUCGGGGGAGGCAGAUGGGCAGUUCCACAGCAGUGGAGGGCAGCAGGGGCUGAGGAGGGGGUCCUUUUCUUCAUUGCUAAUCUCUCUGUUCCAGAGCUGCCAGACUGGAGUGACUCAAUGGAUAGCAGCAUGCAGUGGAUUAUUACAGACAGCCGCAGUCCAAGGCCAGUGUAGACGGAUGAUCUAUGGUAUUUUCCAGAGACGCAAAGCUGGCCAGUUCCAACUUUCUAAAUCCUGUGGUGGAUUGAUUCAAGCCAAUGGAGCCAUUACACAGCACAACAGUCCAUUUUACAAUACAAAAAAGCAUCUUUGUUCAAAAGAUUCCUUGCAACCAUCUGAAGAGAAAGUGGGUACUUUCACAAGGAUAAUAGAAGCAAUGGGUUUCACAGGACCACUGAAGUAUAGCAGAUGGAAAAUUAAGGUAGCAGCUUUGCGCAUGUACACAUGCUGUGUGGAGAAAACUGACUACGAGGAAUUUUUUAACAGGUGCCAAAUGCCUGACACUUUGAAUUCAUGGUUUCUAGUAGCCCAGCUUCAUGUCUGGAUGUGUCUGUUACGAAUGAAGCAGGAGGGUCGCACAGGAAAAUACAUGUGUCGCUAUAUAGUUCACUGCAUGUGGGAGGAUGUUGAACAGCGUGGUAAGGUGAUGGGGAUUAAUUCUGUUAUUCUAAAGGAAGAUUUGAGAACCAUGGUAGAAAAUUUCUAUGCAGCUCUGUUUGGAUAUGAUGAGGGAAUCUUGUCUGACGAUCGUGUUCUGGCAGCAGCUCUUUGGAGAAACCUUUUUAACAGGAACUGUGAAGACCCUCGGCACCUGGAGUUACUUGUAGAAUAUGUCCGCAAACAGGUGCAGCACCUGGACGCGCUGAGCGGGGAGGACCUGCUGCUGACGGGCGAGGUGAGCUGGCGGCCGCUGGUGGAGAGCAACGCCCACAGCAUCCUCAAGCCCCUGUCCCCCGUUUACAAUGACGAAGGACUCUGA